This is a messenger RNA of Eurypyga helias (sunbittern), 741 nucleotides long. Its product is annotated as methyltransferase-like protein 7A. NCBI's taxonomy places the organism in Eukaryota, Metazoa, Chordata, Aves, Eurypygiformes, Eurypygidae. Gene Ontology annotation, molecular function: S-adenosylmethionine-dependent methyltransferase activity. The transcript is spliced from 2 exons. The record is from RefSeq and is a predicted model, not a curated record. The coding region runs from base 1 to 741 and encodes 246 amino acids.
AUGACAGAGACAACCAUCCUCUUCCUCCGGGCCUGCCUGGCGCUGCUUGCCAUGCCCAUCUACCUGCUAUCGUUCCUGGGCAUAUGGAAGCCUUUCUCUAGGAAGGUAUUUUUUCCUUUCUUCUUAGAGAAGCUUUCUGGAAUUCACGAAAAGAAAACGAAGAAGCACAAGCAGGAGCUAUUUCAUAAUCUAUCUGACUUCUCAAGCCCCUCGGGAGAGCUGAAGCUGCUGGAGAUCGGGACCGGCUAUGGUACUAACUUCCAGUUCUACCCCCCAGGCUGCAAAGUGACAUGCACGGACAUAAACCCCAACUUCCAGCAAGGCCUUUUGAGAAGCAUCAGCAAGAACCAGCAUAUCCACUACGAGGGUUUCCUAGUAGCUGCCGGAGAAGACCUGUAUCAGGUGCCCAGCGGCUCCGUGGAUGCCGUCAUCUGCACCUUCGUCCUCUGCUCAGUGCAGAACGUGAACGGCACCCUGAAGGAAGCACUGCGAGUGCUCAGACCAGGAGGUGCUUUCUAUUUCUUAGAGCACGUGGCCGCUGAUCAUGCCAGCUGGAAGUAUUUUUGGCAGCAGAUCUUCUACCCGACUUGGAAACUCGUCUUUGACGGAUGCUGCCUAACGAGAGAGAUAUGGAAGAAUCUCGAACAGGCCAAAUUCUCGGAGCUGAGCUUAAACCACAUAAGCAUAGCGCUGCCCUGGACACCCAUUCAGCCUCACGUGAUGGGGUAUGCUGUGAAGUAA